Nicotiana tabacum (common tobacco) is the source of this 645-nucleotide messenger RNA. RefSeq names its product aspartic proteinase CDR1-like. The record is from RefSeq and is a predicted model, not a curated record. Lineage: Eukaryota; Viridiplantae; Streptophyta; Magnoliopsida; Solanales; Solanaceae. Gene Ontology annotation, cellular component: extracellular region.
AUGUCUGGCGUAAUAGAGAUUGGCGCAUCUUAUGCGUCUUUAGUGUCACAACUUAGUCCAACAUUUGGACAAAAAAUAUCCUACUAUUUUAUGCCAAGGGAACAACUAGAUAUCCCUAGCAAACUUACCUUUGGUGACAAUCCAGUUAUUGUUAAACCAACCUUUGUGUACUAUUUCUUGACCCUCUUAGGCAUACCAGUUAGUGAACAAAAACUUGACCUUGUUGUUAAUUCUUCUAGAGUUUUUCAAGAGGAAAAUAUUGUGAUUGACUCAGGAACUACUUAUACUUUCUUUCCUACACUGUUUUACAAUCAAUUCAAUACAUUGGUGAGAGAAGCCAUUAAAGUAGAACCGUGGGUUGACAACUCUUCAUCUAGGCUAAGUCUCUGCUACAAAGAUCUGAAAGGCACUGAUAUUCCUCCAAUGACGCUUCAUUUUAUUGGAGCUGAUGUCCUAUUGUCCGGGGAGAAUAUAAUGCCUCCAAUUCUAAAUAGUAGCAAACUUCAGUGCCUAGCCUUUAAACGAAUGGUAGAUCAGUCUUUCUUUGGGAAUAUGGCCCAAUCAAACUUUCUCGUCGGAUACAAUUUCGAUAAAAAUGAUAGUAUCUUUCAAGGCCAUCGAUUGCAACAAGUUGACCAGAUUUAG